This is a messenger RNA of Cynocephalus volans (Philippine flying lemur), 954 nucleotides long. Its product is annotated as olfactory receptor 5G25-like. Gene Ontology annotation, biological process: sensory perception of smell; G protein-coupled receptor signaling pathway. Lineage: Eukaryota; Metazoa; Chordata; Mammalia; Dermoptera; Cynocephalidae. Gene Ontology annotation, molecular function: odorant binding; G protein-coupled receptor activity; olfactory receptor activity. Gene Ontology annotation, cellular component: membrane. The record is from RefSeq and is a predicted model, not a curated record.
AUGGAUCACAGAAAUCAAACUUUGGUGACCAAGUUUUUUUUUUUUUUGGUGGGAUUAACAAAUCACCGCCACCCGUACCAGAUUGUUCUCUUUCUGAUAUUUCUCUUUGUUUAUCUUGUCACUCUUCUGGGAAACUUGGAGAUGAUCAUUCUCAUUUGGAUGGAUUCCAGACUCCACACUCCCGUGUACUUUUUUCUCAGCCACUUGUCCUUGGCGGAUGUCUGCUCCUCUUCUGUUAUUGGUCCCGAGAUGCUGACCGACAUCUAUGUGGAGAAAAAAGUAAUCUCUUUUUUUGGUUGUGCUGCCCAGUUAUGGGUUUUUGGUCAUAUUGUAGUCACUGAAUGCUUCUUUCUGGCUGCCAUGGCAUAUGACUGGUAUACGGCCACUUGUAAACCCUUGCUGUAUACACUCAUUAUGUCCCAGCAGGUCUGCGUGCAGCUGGUGGUAGGGCCUUAUGCCAUGGGCCUCAUAAGCACUUUGACCCAUACAGCCUUCGCCUUUCACCUGCCCUACUGUGGCCCAAAUAUAAUCAAUCACUUCUUCUGUGACCUUCUUCCGGUUCUCUCCUUGGCAUGUACAGACACCCAGGUCAACAAAUUUUUACUUUUCAUCAUGGCGGGAGCCCUGGGAGUACUCAGUGGUGUGAUCAUCUUGGUCUCCUACAUUCAUAUUGUCAUUGCCAUCCUGAGUAUCCGCUCUGCUGAUGGGAGGUGCGAAGCCUUCUCCACCUGCUCUUCACACCUGACAGCCGUCUCCAUCCUGUGUGGGACUCUCUUCUUUAUCUGUGUGCGUCCAAGCUCUAGUUUCUGUCUGGACAUCAAUAAAGUGGAGUCCCUAUUUUACAUUGCAGUGAUCCCCAUGUUGAACCCACUUAUCUACAGCUUGAGAAACAAGGAGGUCAAAGAUUCACUUAGAAGGAAGUUAGAAAGGAAGAAGUUUCUUAUAAAUAAGUAA